AUGCAGCCAUCAGCGUUCUAUUCGCACUACGCCGCCCACCUGCUCGCCGAGGCCAACGCAACUGUUGAUGAUGGGCAGGAGGCGGCGGCGAAGGAGACGAGCAGCUUCAAGCGGGCCUUCUUGACGCGCUGCGAGCGCGACCUUCGCUGGGAGCGCAAGGAGUACUCCACACAACGCCUCCACAUCUCCCUCGGAGAGUGGGACUUUAGCGUGCGCGGCGUCGCUAUCGCUCCCACGAACAAGGACGUGUUUUCUGUGGCCGCGUACGACGGAAUUGCUCGCGUGUUCAAGAACGGGAAGAAGCUCUCAUCUGUUGCUGUGCCGAAAAAGCGAGACAUCUCCGCCAACCUCAACUCCACUCGAUGGACCUGUGGCGGUGCCAAGGUGGCGUUCGGCUCCCACUGCAAGAGCUUGUUCGUCUACGACGCCGAGACGAUGCACCUCCACCGUUCGUACCACGACGCUUUCUUCGGCGGCAGCGACCGUGCUCCCUUGGGCAGCAACAACGCCACGCUCACCGUGUUUGAUUUGCGUAGCGCCGAGCCCGUCAAGCAAUGGAAUCCGCACCGAGGCACGGUGAGGGACGUGUGCUUUGUGGAGGGCGCCGGGUUUGGCAUCAAGGCCAAGUGGGCCGUGAGCGACUUUGACGCGGGCGUCAGUAGGCUCAGUUUCCAAUUCAAUAAUGAGCUAAGACAACACGGCUACUACAACGGCGCCUACGCGGUGGCCAUGCCUCCGCCCUACUUUGGCCUCUCGCGCCACAAAGCCGACUACGAUCGCAACCGCUUUGUGUUGGCUGGCGGCGUGGGCUCUGCCGCCUCGUUCUCGCCCGAUGGCACGCGCCAAGAGAUGAUCUGCAUUCCGGGCGUCGAUGAGCAUUUCUGGAAGAUGCGGUACAACUCGAACGGUACGCUGAUGUUUCUGGCGACAGACAACGAUACGCUGGAGCUGUUCCGCCGCAAUCCCGAUGGAACGCACAGCCAUCUUCACACCAUCGUCCGCCACAAGGACGACAUCGAGGACUGCGACAUCGCUCUCGACGAUUCCUACGUGGUCACAGCUUCUCAGGACGGCACGGUUGCGUACAUCACGCUCAACACUUGA
Acanthamoeba castellanii str. Neff is the source of this 1104-nucleotide messenger RNA. RefSeq names its product WD domain, G-beta repeat-containing protein. The transcript is spliced from 10 exons. The record is from RefSeq and is a predicted model, not a curated record. The coding region runs from base 1 to 1104 and encodes 367 amino acids. Gene Ontology annotation, molecular function: protein binding. Lineage: Eukaryota; Discosea; Longamoebia; Acanthamoebidae.